AUGACUAUUGCAUCACGGUCUGCUCGUCUCUUGCUGCUGGUUUCGGCAUUGGCAUCGCUUGUCUCAGCCUCGCCCUUGGGCUCCGUCUAUAUCCAAGACGCGCAGUGCCCUGCUAAUUUCAACUCCUGUCCUUCGGGUCUGCCCAAUAACUUUUGCUGCGCCACGGGAACAUCGUGCCUCCCAUUAGCUGGCAACACGACGGCGCUGUGCUGCCCAAACGGCGAGACCUGCGAAAAGAUCCAGCCCAUCACCUGCGAUGUUAGCCAGCAGGACCCGACCAAGAACCAAAACUCGCCGAUCAAAACUAGCAUCUUUGACGUUGCGUUGGAGAAAUGUGGCACAAACCUCUGCUGUCCGUUUGGAUAUUCGUGUUCUGGAGAUAACACCCAGUGUGUGAAGAAUUCUGAUCAGAGCACAUCUCCGGAGAAGGCCAGUUCCUCAUCCAGCCCUUCGCAAACAAAUGCUUCACAAACAAGCACUUCACCCGCAAGCGCUACAUCAGCGACCACUGCGCCGACUUCUGCACAAGCCUCUUCUACACCUGCCUCUUCUCUGGUUGUUGCGCCGAUUGCUACCACGCCGACGUCGUUCCCAACGGAAGAAUCGACUGUCCCAUCAACCACAUCGGCCCCUGAUGCCUCUCCCACGGCCGACGCAAGCUCCGGCGCGCCAGAAUCGACAUCUUCCAAGGCAACAAACCCAAAGACAGUGUCCAUAAUCGGUGGUGUCAUUGGAGGCUGCGCUGUCCUGGCUGUUCUGGGAGCCAUCUUGUUCCUCUUCAUCCGUCGCCGCAACCGCCGCAGCAAGAAUGGCUAUUCCGAGAAGACUGGCUUUGGACGGAUUAAGCAUCUCGGCCCCGGUCCUCAAGGCACCAGCAUCAUGGUCUCCGAUCCCAUCCUCCAGCCAAACUCUUACCGCGCCGACUUUAUCCGCAAAAGUCCCUCCAUCAGCUCUUCCAUCAGCCAGAGGCCUCCGCAAAUUGUUCUCAACCACCAUGAUACAUCCCAACGUCUUUCCAUUCCGAAUCCAUUUGACUCUCCUAGCCCUUCGAACCACUCGCCUACGAGCUCUCGAGAUUCCACUACUUCGGAGGACGAACGAAAUGCUCGCACAGGGCAGGUUGAGUCUCGGAACCGGUUGGCUCCUAUAAGAGCCAUGAAAGCUUCCAGCACCAGAGUCUAUCCGCAGAACGUACCUAGGGAGCCAAGCGGAGAGAACAUCAACAUCUUUGCCGACCCCAUCAUGAUGCAUAGUGAUUAUGAUAGGCGUCAGACGCACGCCACGACGUUUACGGAUCUCAUGGUCGAGGCUCAGCUUGACGACGUACACAGAGGGGAGCCAUAUCUCGGUCCCCAUUCGAUGAACAGAAUAUGA
Molecule: messenger RNA, 1374 nt
Organism: Trichoderma harzianum CBS 226.95
Lineage: Eukaryota; Fungi; Ascomycota; Sordariomycetes; Hypocreales; Hypocreaceae
Exons: 1
Coding region: 1-1374 (457 amino acids)
Source: RefSeq, a predicted model, not a curated record